Delphinapterus leucas (beluga whale) is the source of this 2637-nucleotide messenger RNA. NCBI's taxonomy places the organism in Eukaryota, Metazoa, Chordata, Mammalia, Artiodactyla, Monodontidae. The record is from RefSeq and is a predicted model, not a curated record.
GCUCGCCACAACUAGAGAAAGCCCAUGCACAGCAACAAAGACCCAACGAAGCCAUAAAUAAAUUAAUUAAUUAAAAAUAAAUAAUAUCAUUUGUAGAUAUGAACUCAUUAGUUGAUUCAUAGGUUGUGGGAAAAUGAAGUGUUCUGAUGAAUGUCACAGUGAGAAAACUCACAGACAGUGGUAUACUGGGUAUAAUUUACACUAAUUUAUGUGUAACAGUUUUAAGUGUGCACACCAACCUGCAUGCAAGAAAAGAUUUUGAAGAUACUGAUCACUUCUAUUUGAGAGUUUUCUUACUAAUCUUCCCCUUCUUUGCAUUUCCCUUAACAGUACAAUCUUUUUGCACCUGAAAUUCAAUUUGAUUUCCCCAAGGACUCAGAACUUGUGACUUUUGACGCUCCCUUUGGGAAGUUUGGCAUUUUCACUUGUUUUGACAUUUUUUCUCAUGACCCAGCUGUGAUGGUGGUGGAAGAGUUUCAGGUUGACAGCAUUCUCUACCCCACGGCCUGGUACAACACGCUGCCCCCUCUCGGCGGUCCCCUUCCACCCGGCAUGAGCCCGAGCCCUGGGAGUCAACCUGCUUGCUACCAAUACCCACAACACGAGCAUGCACAUGACACGUACCUCACCCUGGUUCUGCCCCAACAGGCAGCCACAGUCUUGGGAAGCCUUCAAUCAUUUUCAAGCCACGCUUUUCUUUAAAGAUUCUUCUAUUAACCCCAACGUCACAAAAUUAAUAAGAGCAUGGGCUUCUAUACCAACAUUAUUUAAGGAACAUUAUUACUGGGAGUAAAGAAGGAGGCAAACAUUAUAUUCUCAGUUUCACGCGAGGGGAAAUUGGAGUUAGAGAGAACUCAAGUUACAUUAAAAAAGCAAAGCCAGAGGUAAAGGACGCUGCAGCUAACAUCCACGAGUAAUAUUGAAAUAAAUCUUGCUGUUGAGGUGAUAAAAUCACUUUAGACUUAAUCAGGUUUUUAGAGUUUAUCCUUUAUAGUAUCCACUUUCAAGGUAAAGCAGCCUCCCCUCCACUUUCAAGGUAAAGCAGCUUUGUUCUUCAUUGAUCCAGGUGAAGAAUCUCAAACACAUAAAUUAGAUAGGUUAGUGGAGAGCUAAAAUUGUUCUUCAUGUUUGAGAGAUUUUCUGGUUUACUGUUAAAUUGGCUAAAGAAAGGGGAGUUUAAGUUAAAAAAAAAAAAAGCUAUCUAAGUCAUAUAGUUUCUGUGUAAGCAGUCCCAUACGGAGGACUCAGAGUCAAAUUGGAAUUUAGGUCAAUGUAAAGCUCUCUCCCUCCUUAUCUUGAAAAUGCUUAUGCUUUCAUAACUUUAUAUUUCAGUUCUUAUGGAAGUCAUUCUAUUAGUUUGUCACCAUGCAAAAUUUGAAACCAAUAUUUGUGUUUCUUUAUGUCACCCGUAGAAAGUGGAAUCUGCUCACCGGAGGCUGUCAAGGUGCAUUACUAUGACAUGGAAACAGAUGGCCAGCGGAUGCUCUCAGAAUUGAAGUCCCGGCCUCGAAGAGAACCCAGUUACUCUGCAGCUGUUCACUGGAGUGCUUAUGCCAGAGGUGUCAAGCCAUUCUUAUGUGAACGGUUGAAUUUUCCAGGGAUGAUUUAUUUUGAUGCGUUCACCUUCACUAAGCUUGAGAGAGACACAGGAAAUUACACAGUUUGUCAGAAAGACCUGUGUUGUCACUUAACUUACAAGAUGUCUGAGAAACGAACCAAUGAGGUAUAUGCACUAGGUGCCUUUGACAGACUGCGCAUGGUAGAAGGCCAGUAUUACUUACAGGUAUGCACAUUACUGAAGUGUCAAACCACUGACCUGAGAACUUGUGGAGAGCCUGCGGGGUCAGCUUUUACCAAGUUUGAAGAACUCUCCCUCAGUGGCACAUUUGGAAUGAGUUAUGUUUUCCCACAGAUCAUUCUUAGUGAGAGUCAGCUUGCCCCUGAAAGACAUUAUGAGGUUUCAGGAGAUGGACGUCUGCAGAGCUGAGGCGGAGCCCCUUUGCCUUUCUUGGUUCUGGCCCUGUAUGGAAGAGUGUUUGAGAGGGACCCUCCGCACUUAGGGCAGGGAACUGGGCAACUGCCAUGAUCUCCUUCACCACCAUCCUUUCAGGAUUAGCCUGGCAAAGAGAGAGGGAAAAGAGAGAGUCUUUAGUGUCUGUUUAGAAGAGAUGUCAUCACUUUGCUGAAACAACAAACUUAAGAAGACUUAAAAAGCAAUUGGAUGUGUGUGCACAUUUUUACAUAUUCAUUUCUGGGAGCUGCAUGCAUCUUCUGUGUGGGUGCACUUAAGUAUGUGUCAGUAUGUCUAUGUAUAGUGCAACAUGUAUUUAUGGGAGGGGAGCCUAGAAGAGUCCUUUUGUGGUAACUUCUCUAACGUAUGCAAAUAUUGUGUCUCUCAUUUGUAAAUGCACAGGGUAAGCGUUGAAAAUGCGGAGGGUAUUUGGUCCUAGUCUUUAGGAUACAGGAAGUUAAAAAACAAGGGUAUCUUUUAAAGUAAUUAUGAAUGACUUUUAUAACAAAUUAAAAUUGUUCCAUUAUCUCUUUAUUCUACCUUUAUGGAAUAUUUGUAUGGAAAUUAGAUACUUGUGAAGGGAAAUUUAGAAAGAGAUAAAUGAAUAAAUGAUCUCCUUCAGACCA